GCUCCAGAGCUCCAACCUAAAAUCAGACAGCCAUAUAAACUAGGUUGUACUGUGUUCAGGUCAAGUUUACAGCGGAUGUACCCACGCUAUAGUUCCAUGAUGUUGCCUUUGUUGUUUUUUGCAUUUCUGGUCGGAGGUGCGCGGGCCAGUGAUGUGCUCGAGUUUACUGAUGACGAUUUCGACAGCAGAAUUACAGAUCAUGAAUUAAUUCUUGUUGAAUUUUUUGCACCAUGGUGUGGUCACUGUAAGAGACUUGCUCCUGAAUAUGAGGCUGCUGCAACACGACUGAAGGGAGUUGUACCUAUUGCUAAGGUGGACUGCACUGCCAACUCGAACGUGUGCAGUAAGUACGGCGUGAGUGGCUACCCAACCCUGAAGAUUUUCAGAGAUGGAGAGGAUUCCGGUCCAUAUGACGGACCAAGAACUGCAGAUGGAAUUGUUAGCCUUCUUAAAAAGCAGGCAGGCCCAGCUUCUGUGGAGCUCAAAACUGAGGAAGAUUUCACUAAAUUCACUUCAGACCGUGAUGCCAGUGUUGUGGGAUUUUUUGCUGAUGCUGGAAGUGCCUCACAGAGUGAGUUCCUGAAAUCAGCCAGUGCACUGAGGGAUUCAUACCGCUUUGCCCACACAAACACAGAAGCCCUGCUGAAGAAACAUGGCAUUGAGGGACAGAGUGUCGUUUUGUUCCGGCCACCUCAGCUCAAUAACAAAUUUGAAGAGAGCAGUGUGAAGUUCACUGAGGACAAAUUUACCAAUGCCAAGAUUAAGAAAUUCAUUCAGGAUAACCUUUUUGGAAUAUGCCCACACAUGACAGAUGACAACAAAGAUCAGCUGAAAGGCAGUGAUAUUCUGGUGGCUUAUUAUGACGUUGACUACGAGAAAAACCCCAAAGGCUCCAACUACUGGAGAAACAGGGUCAUGAAGGUGGCCAAGAGUUUCUUGGACCAGGGUAAGAAGCUGAACUUCGCUGUGGCCAAUAAGAACAGCUUCAGUCAUGAGGUGUCAGAGUUUGGACUGGACUCCAGCAGUGGAGAGCUGCCUGUUGUCACCAUCCGAACUGCCAAGGGCGACAAAUAUGUCAUGCAGGAGGAGUUUACCCGUGAUGGAAAGGCCCUGGAGAAAUUCCUGCAGGAUUACUUUGAUGGAAACCUGAAGCGUUACUUGAAGUCUGAGCCCAUUCCAGAUAGCAAUGACGGCCCUGUCAAAGUUCUUGUGGCUGAGAACUUCGACUCUAUCGUGAAUGAUGAGAGUAAGGACGUGCUCAUCGAGUUUUACGCUCCCUGGUGUGGACACUGCAAGAGUCUGGAGCCUAAAUACAAAGAACUGGGUGAAAAGGUGGCCAAUAAUCUAGAUCUCAUCAUUGCCAAGAUGGAUGCCACAGCAAACGAUGUGCCAUCACCAUAUGAAGUCAGAGGAUUCCCCACCAUUUAUUUCUCUCCAGCUGGGCAGAAGCAGAAUCCAAAGAAAUAUGAGGGAGGCCGUGAAGUCAGUGACUUUAUUUCCUACCUGAAGAAGGAAGCAACAAAUCCAAUGGUGGUGAAGGAAGAUGAGAAGAAGCCAAAGAAGAAGUCAGAGUUAUAAGUCGUUAGGGAAUUCAGACAGGAGUCAUGUAGGGAGCUAAAUUAUAUUCCAACUCUAGUGAACAACAGAAUGCUCUGAUGCAAUAUGGGCUCUCUCUUGGGCCAGCUGCUCUUGGGACACUGUGGAAGGUUGUAAAGCAAAGACCUUUGUGUGAUUAUGAAAUAUUGAAGACAUGCAGUCUGGUCAAAUUGAGAUUAUUUUUUGCCCCUUCCCCCCACUCCCACUGUACCACCAACAGAUGCACUUUGGUUUAAAGACCAAGUCCAGUCAUGCUUUCUUUUUCAUGGAAACGGGCAGGGGUUCUGGUUAAUUAAAAGAUUUCCUUUGAUUUUUGUACCAUAUCUCAUUUUUGUACAUUUGGAGAGGUUGUGAAAUAAAGGCCCACUAAACCAG
Trichomycterus rosablanca is the source of this 1971-nucleotide messenger RNA. RefSeq names its product protein disulfide isomerase family A, member 3 (gene pdia3). Bases 76 to 1578 code for a protein of 500 amino acids. Gene Ontology annotation, biological process: protein folding; response to endoplasmic reticulum stress. The record is from RefSeq and is a predicted model, not a curated record. Gene Ontology annotation, molecular function: protein disulfide isomerase activity. Lineage: Eukaryota; Metazoa; Chordata; Actinopteri; Siluriformes; Trichomycteridae. The transcript is spliced from 13 exons. Gene Ontology annotation, cellular component: cell surface; endoplasmic reticulum.